This is a messenger RNA of Nilaparvata lugens (brown planthopper), 7401 nucleotides long. RefSeq lists its product as uncharacterized. The record is from RefSeq and is a predicted model, not a curated record. Lineage: Eukaryota; Metazoa; Arthropoda; Insecta; Hemiptera; Delphacidae. The transcript is spliced from 2 exons. Bases 170 to 6565 code for a protein of 2131 amino acids.
AUUUUGUUUCAAUGUUUGGGUAGCUAGCUAUACAUAAUUAUAAUUAGCACAAAAGCUAACACUUUCCAAAAGAAAAAUUUACAGUGAUGAAUUUAUUAUAAAACACUUGCUCAAGUUUUAGUCAAAGAUAGUAUUCAAAGUAAAUUUCAAAUGAAUAACUUACAGUAGAAUGUACAGAAGAAAUAUCUACUUUUAUUUUGUAAAUUUCCAGAUGAAGCAAACUAUCUGUAGACGAUGUUUUCAAUUCCAAAAUCUUAACUCAAGCCCCAAAAAAUCACUUUUGGUUGGGGACAAAAAUUUGAGUCUAAAGAGUCAACAAAUGCAUCUUAUGAGUACAGAGCACAGUGAAAGUAGGGAAGUUCUCAAUCACAAAAUCAAGGAAUGGAGAAAUGCAAAGCCUGAUAUUAGUUUGGCCAAAAUAGUACAGCUUCAAUUUAUUAGAAGAGAAGAACUGUUAAUGAGAAAGAUACUUUCAUAUAUUUUGAGAGACAGUCCAAGAUGUUACAGACGUUUAUCUUUGAGAGAAAAGUAUGUGAGACCAAGAAAAGCUUCUAGAAAAAUCCGUUUUCUUCAUGAUUUACCUGGAGUUAUAGUAGCGUUCUACAAUUCGAAACACUUUAGAUUAAUAGCAUGGAGUCAUAUUCAUGAAAUUUCUAAAAGAGUAUUGAUGGGUCAACGUAAUUUUCGUCAAGCACUAAGGUCCAAAAUUAAUAUUUUCACAUCAAAGUACAGAAAAGGUAUUCCGACGAUGAAGUCUUACUUGGCAAGACACUUGAAUUUUCUUCAAAACCGCCAAAAUUUGAAGAGAAUUGGCACUAGUCAGUAUCAAAAAGAUGAUUCUAUCAAUAAAAGUGUACCGGUACUAAAACAAGAAAAAGUUGACACAUAUACUGGAAAUAUUCUCAACUUUUCAGUAUCACCAGCUAAAUAUAUAUUUGAGAGGCCUGAUAGAAAAAGGUUAGAAUCCCUUAUGGCAUUCUAUUUCACAAAGUUUCAAGAAGGAGUACCAGCGUUGAGUGAUUAUUUUAGCAAAUACUCACAAGAGAGUUGUAACGGUGCAACUACAAAAAACAAAAAUUUGAACAUAAGUGCUGGUAAAAAUGAACACAAGGUACCCAUUUCUAGGCACCACGACGAUGUCCUGGCAAAAAAUAAUAAUUUUCUCAAAUUUUCACGGAAGAAUAAAGAAAGAGAGAAUGAAACCGAAGUAAAAUUGAGUUUCAACAGAGAUAUUUUGAAAAAUAGGAAUGGUCCAUUCAUUUCUGAUAAGAAUUUCGAUGAGAUUCAGAGAGAAGAAGAUAUUCUUGGUGAAACUUAUAGGAAUAGAAUGAAGCUGCAGUCCAGCAUACAAGAACGAUCUAUGAGAAAAUCAUUGCAUGACACAAAUGAUCUCCAAUCAAUUAUGAAGAAUGAUGUGGAUAUAAUAGGGAAAUUGAGAUGUGUGGAAGAAGAGUUAGUGAAGUUGAGUAGAGGAAGUUCAGAAACUGGAGACGGAUUCAAGGAUUAUGAAGUCAAGAAUAAAGGUGAUGAGAAGAAAACACUUUUUGAGAUUGACAUGUAUGAUAGUAUUUCACGAGAAGUCGGCUACAAUACUCAAACGGAUAAAGAAAUGUUUUGGAAAGAAUCUGAGGAGGUAUUGAAAGAUGAUAAAAAUCAUGUUCCAAAAAAUAGUGAAGAUUCUGAGUUAGGAAAUUUCCCCGAUGAUAUAAUAAACUCAUACAGGAAAUUGAAAGGCAAUUAUCUUUCAAUAGAUUUGAUUGAUAAUGCUUUGAUGCUAUCAACUCCGGUUGAUUCAGAGAUUGUGGAAAAUCUGAAGAAUAGUAAUGUUUUGAAGGAGAGUGAAGCAAAUGUAGCCAAAUUCAUAGAUGCGGGGAAAAAUGUACACGAGGAAUUCAAAUCUAAACUUAUACAUUCAGAAGAUAUGAUGAUAAAUACUGAUUCAUCAAAUAUUUUGAAUCAGAUCGAAAUAAUGAAUAUACAAAACACUGAAAAGAAAUUGGAAUCAUUCAAAUCAAACAGCGGUUUAGAAGAAAUCUCAGAAAAUAGAAAUGUGAUUGAAGCAGGCUCCACUUUUAGUGAGAAUUCAAGAAUCAACAAUCGUCCGGUUUCAAAAACUUAUCGUAACAACGAAGGCGAGAAUGAAACAAACACUUCUGAGGUCGACAAUGAGACCAAUCAUUCGAGCUAUAUAAUGGUCAAUGAAAAUAAACUAUUUUCAAAAAAUGUAUUCAGGAAAAAUGAAAGUUCUCCCAAAGUUGAUUCAGGCCUGAAGAGAAAGAUUAAGGGCGUUGAAAUGAAUUUUUCUGAAAGUCAUAGAAUAGGAGACUACCCUGAGUUCAGAAGUGCCUUAAGGGGUUCAAAUAAGCGAUUCUCAAUUAGUAGAAUACUCGGCUGUGAUCAACCGGCAAAAAUCAAUCAUGGAAAGCAAUCACAUUCGAAUGCAUUAAAGAAAAAUUUGAGCACCUCCCCAAAAAAGAAAACUAACUCUCAAUUGGAAAAGAAAACUAAGUCAAUCAAGUACAUGCAAAGCUUACUGUUGAGCAAACAUGAGUCUUCAAAUCACCAUACCCAUACCCAAUCUAAUAAUGUUAUCCAGGAGAAAGGUACAGAUAUAAAUAACAAUGAAGAGACAUCCUUAAUGAAAGUUUCUAAUUUCAGCGAAUUCAAAGAUGCAGCAGUUACUAGUUUGAAAGGGAUUGAUGACGUUUUCCUAAUCCCUCUCAGUACAGAAAAGUUGAAAGUUGAACAUCUCAACAAAAAUAAAGAGAAUAAUAUUGAAGCAUCAAAAGACCUGAAAGGUGGGAAAACAUUAUUGGAGAAUACAGAUGAAAUUGAUAAAAAACAAUUUUUAGAGUUUUUCUCUUCCUUUCAGGAAAAACUAGACUUCUUACAAAAUGAAUAUAAACCUGUAGAUUUCAAUUGUUCGAAAUUAAAUAGCGUGAAAAAUGAAGAUAUUUUUCCUAGUAGAUCACUUGAUGAGUUUCCUAUCAAAACCCUUGAAAAUGAUUCAGAUUCGAAAUUACCACUUAAUGAAAAAUACUUUAUGCCAAAUGGUUCGACUGAGUUAGUUUCAUUGGAUGGAAACUUGGAGAAUAUAUCAAAGAAUUAUCCCAAAACUGAAAAAUUUCUUGAGAACGAAUUCAUUUCAAAGUGUCGUUUUGACUUUCGACCGGAGUUGGAAAAGGAUAACUUGAUUAAGAAGAAAACUUUAGCUGGAAAUACUACUAAACCCACGAACAAUCAUCAAGAUACACAAUCUCUUCAAAAAGGAUUCGAUAGGAAUGAAGGGUUUGAAGUUUUGCCACCGCAGAUAUGGCAUUCUAUCCAAAAUAAAGAAAAUCAAAUUCUAAAUAUCGAAAACAGAAAUCCUAAUCAAAAUACUAAAUAUUUUGAGAAUGAAUUUCAAAAUAAUUUCGAAUUUCAACCGCACUUGGAAUUGCAUUCUCAAAAUAAUGAGUUUAUUCAAGUUGAGCACAAUAAUAUCAAACAAAGUGAAAAAUACUUUAAUAAUUUUGAUGAGAAUAAUAUUUUUGACAUUCCACCAGACUUUAAAACGAACAAUCUCAGAGAUGAGAGGACUCCAACUCAUAAUAUUGGACCUAAGAAUAUUAGUCAAAGUAAAAAAUAUUUCAAGAAUGAAUUCGAUUACAAGUGUCGGUUCGACUCUGUACUUGACCCAGAAAUUAAUACGCUCAAAAAAGAAACAACUGCAACUGAAAAAGCCCAAGACAUAAAAAUAACACGAAAAUUCAGUGAUUUGGUAACUAAGCUUGAACAAUUAAAAAUAAAUAAUACCAAUUGGUUGACUCAACCAAUCGUAGAAUUAACAAACAAAAAUGGUUCAUUGGAUGAAAUCUAUCCGAAAACAAUCAAUUUGCACAAGCAAUUACCCAGUAGAGACAGCCUUCAGAAUAAAACUGACAAAAACAAAUUCAACAUCAAUGAUGAACCUCGAAACAAAAAAGAGGUUGAAAACGCAAAUGUUUCAUCCAUUUCACAGGGAAUUAUUCUGCCAAGUAAUAUGAGACCUUAUUUUGACCAUGAUUUUUCGAGAAUCAUGGAUAACUUCAAACUUCCUGAUCUCACAAAGUACAGUGCCAUAUCUGGAUUAGAAAAUACCAGGAAAACAAAAGGGAAUCUUAUAAACAAUAAAACAGAACUGCAGGGAGAAGGAGUAGUGGGAGAUUAUAAUUUUAACGACAAAAAACAAAACAAAGCUAGAAUAGAAUUAGCCUUUGAUAAAAUACCAAUCAGAGAUGAGACACGUUUACAGAUUAUUGAAGAGAACAAUGAAAAGAUAAAUUUGAAUGAUAUAUCCUGCAAUAAUAGUUUGAAGAAAGACAUAGUAGAGAGUCAUGAAAAAACGAAAGGAUUUGAAAGACAUUCAAAGAAGAUGAAAAUUGACGUUUUUGCAGAUGUUCUAAAUAAUAAAAUUACGGAAUCCGUUGCUCUGCUCCGACAUAUUCCUAAAACCUCAAAUAAUUUUGGAUGGGAGGGACAAGAAGUCGAUAAUCAACAGACUUCCUGGACCAUCAAUAAUACUAUACCAAGAAUCAAACUAUCCACGAAUCAAGUUCAAACUAUACCAAAAAUAACAAAUAAUCUUUCAACAGUUGAACAAAAAAUGAUAACCCAUUCAGAAUCUGUAAUUUCUCAAGGUGAAGAUGAACUAACAGGUGAGAUCACUUUCAUUAAUAAAGCAAUUCAAACCAAGCCUCACGAAUUAGCAAUUAUUCAAAACUUCAAUCAAGAUUAUUUGGUUCAUGAAGAAAUUAAUCCAUCAAAAAUAAGUGGCAAGUCGUCAAGAGAAAUAGCAAAUUUAGGGGAAACAUUUGACGAAGUUCAAGUACAAAAUCAAAGCAAAUCGCUAAUUGCAGACGCAAACAAAUCAAAUAUGAAAAGUACAUGGUUUUCUACUGCUGCCAAUAAUUUGGAAUUCAAUGGUACACGAAUUUGUUGCAAUCGGUUUGAAGAUAGUCUCAGAGGUGGUGGGGAUUGUGUUUAUGGAGACGUUUACAAGAAAGGAGAAAUGGUUGGUCGAAACAACGCUAGUGGUGUGACUCCUGAAGAUGAUGAACAAUCAAAAAUGUAUCAAAGAGACAAUCAUUUAAUGGAAACACUGCCAAAAAUAAAUACAAUGAUAUUUAAAAAUAGGAAUUCAAGUGAACAUAAUGAAGAUACACUUGCAGAUGAUUGUAGAGAUAUUGUAGGUGAAAACAGCAGGUUAUCUAAGAAAGAAAAAUCUAACAUAAACGAUUUAUAUAGAAAGGUCAGCAAUAAUGUCAAUAUUCAUUCCAAGUAUGGUAGAGGAUCAGGAGACUAUAUUACUACAAGAAAGAUUAGAAAAAAUGAACUUUCGAAAUCAAAACAGGAAAAACGUGUUUCAAAUCUUAAUGAAGAUGUGAAUGCAUAUUAUGGAAGUCCUUUGUUAAAAAGUACUGUCAGUAACGAAGGCUUUGGCAAAAUUGUCAAUGAUCAUGCAGAUAAUUAUGAUUACAUCUACUCUGAAAUUUUUGUGAAUAGUAAAAUUGAUAAGGAAAACAAUCUUCUAGAAGCACCAAAAGGGAUUCAUAGAAAUUCAAGAAAACAAGGACAAGGGAUUGUAAGAGAAGAAAACUAUUCAUAUAAAACAAAUUCUAGAGAGUCAGAUAGAGAUGUAGAACAAACUAGAGGAAAAUCAAAAAUAAUAGACCAUGAAGUACACAGAACUGUUGAAUUAGCAAAGCUUGAUCGAUUACAUAAGGUUUUGAAUGAUUUGGAAGGAUUAAUUGGUUCCUUAAUGAAAAAUGUUGAAAAUAAGCACCAUGAUACUGAAGAUGGAAGAACUAAUAUUGAUUAUGGAGAACAGAGGAUGAUGCUGCGUGAUAUAAAUGAUUCCAUAAUCAGCAGCCUGGCAUCGCUUCAUAUAUUCAAGGGAAAUUACAACAAAUUAAAGUUAGAUCGCCAGUUUAAACGUUUAAACCGAUUGGAUAAUAGUGAAAAAUAUGGAGAAAUGCAUUUAUAUAUUGAAGAAGAUGAAAACAAACGAAUUCCUUUGCAAAAAUGUGGAUCAAAUGCUAUGAAAGAGCAUGAAAUCAAAGAUUAUGGUACAGGAAUAUUUGCAUUUGGACAGGGUGCAAUGGAACAGAUCUACUCAAAAGAUUCUAAUAUUUCGCCAACAGGUAAUAAUUUCAAUUUUUGCUCUAAAUUGGAUGAAUGUGAGCCAACAAGGAGUAACAGAAUUGUAGACAGAUUCUACAAGUACAAACAUCCUUCGUUCAUCACUCAGCUUUCCAAAAUACCAGAAGAAGAAACUGUGGCAACAGACAAGCAGCAAAUUGGAGAGUGUAACCGAUUCACAAAUCAUUCGAUGGAAAACUCUAUGAAUGUUCGUCAUUCUUCAACGAUUUUCGCAGGUUCUCUGAAAAAGCAGUUGAACCCGGAACAUGUGAGAAAAGUACUGAAGCAGCUCUGCACAAGAAGUGUGGUUGACGAAAUGCUUCACAAAACACAAGUGGAUGGAAGCUGUGAUCGGGAUGAGUUCAAAAAUGACAUUAAAAAUGAAAAUGAUAGAUAUUACGCUUGAAAUGAAACGACUUUUCCGGAAACAGAAAAACAUCAGGCUUUACCAAGAUAGUACAAGAAGAUAUUAUAUAAAUCGAUAAGAAAAUUAUAGGAGAAGUUGAAAUAGACAUUAGAAGUUGGAAUAGUAGAAAAGAAAUCAUUUUCCCGUGAUCAAACAAGAAAUAAAUAGAAAAGAAGAUGAUACCAGAUAAUAGUUUUACAUACAUUACUUUUUCUAUAGAAUUGUUAUUCAGUCAGAAGUAAUGAAUUCCAGAAAAAUUGAAUUGUAUUUGUUUUGUAUGUGUGACAUUGUGGUGUUUUUUUAUUAAAAUUUGAUUUGUUAGAAAUCUUUUUGUUCUAUUUAAAUCUAUGAUAAAUAAAUAUAUUAUGUAUAUCGAAUAAACUAUCGCAUGCAUUUCGUUGACUUAGGCCCGUAUGCAGAUGCUCGGUUUGAACGGAGAAAUAAUGCCAACUGUUUGUUUAAACACCGUAUGAAACACAUUAUAUUAUAAAUGCAUUCAUAUCUACGAGUACACGUGGUUUAACGUUAAAAGUAGAUAGUGCAUAUGACCCUAAAAUUUCCUAACUCAAAAAUCUCAUUCUAUUUUAGUAAGUUACCAACUUUAAAAGAGAGGUUGAUGAGUAUUAACGAGAAAACUUACUUUAAUCAGUCAACUCCACUUAAUUCGACAGUUUCUAUUCUUGAAAAUGCUGUUAGAUUUAUGGAUGAAUCCGAUUUUCUUGAGAAUUUGCAAUAGAAUUAGGCAGUUUUCAUUAAUAGCACUGAAGAUUCAAGUUUUUUAAAAUCAUAUACAACUUGGGCAACAUGUAGAAAAUAUACCAAUAAAGAUACAAUAC